AAGAAGCAGGCAUUAUUUAUUACAGCACCACAUGCACGGGGCAAUUGCUCCACCAAACAUGCAUGCCAAUUCUUACAGGUUUCUUGCUUAUAAGAAUUCAUCUCAUACAUAUACAUUAUAAUUACCAGGAAUCUUAUACAUAUUAAAAUUUCUUCCCAGAACUAACUGACAUAGGUUACUACCCACUACAGCGUGUGCGGUAACUCUCUCUGGUGGUCCUGGGGGUCGUUACUUCAUCUCUCUUCUCUUCCUCAGGUUAUUCACAGGUCACAUGGAGGAAGAUGAAGGCACAUUACUUCAUCUUUUUCUCGCUGUAGCAAUUCUCCACAUCAUAAUGCCAGAUGUCCUUCUUGAUUGCCUGUGCUAGCCCUGUUAUCUAUGAACCACAUGUAUACAUUGUAACAUGUUUCCAUGGUAUGAACGGGCUACUUUUAGCUGAGUUUGCAAACCUCAAGGCACUUAAACAAUUGAGCACUGUAGGAGUGUUUUUACAUGUAUUAGCUGGGUCUGCUUCCAGUGGUGGAGACUGCUGCUGCUGCCACCAGCUUCUUCCUCUUCCUCCACUGCAGGCCUGUAAAGCAAAGGAUGGGGAAAGAAGAGAGGGGACCCCUGGAACCAGCCCAGCUGUGCUGCCUUCUCUUGCUGCAGCUGGAACGUCUCUUGGGAGGCUUCCCAAGGCUGAGCUCUGGCAAGGGCCUUGGCCCUCAGAGCAUGGGCACUGCAGGCAAUCAGCAUCUUUUUUUCCUCCCAUAGGAGCCUUUUCACAGAGGUGGAGCUGGUGAAACGCUUUUCUCAGACCACUUCCAGCUCAGCCACUCGAGGGACAGCAAAGUGGCAUGACAAUGCCACAGCACUUGCAAGUAAGCUCAGCACUGGUUCUUGUUGCAAAGUCCUUGGGGGUGAACUCAGAGAGCUGCACCGUGCCAGCAGUCUGGCGAAAUGUCACAAGUGGCUGGAGAAAUGCAGGCUGCCCUGCACCCCAGAGAUGUGGCACCUAGGACUCAGUGCUUGCCUCCCUACAGGGAGCCAAAACACUCUUGGCUGGGCAUCCUAGAGAAGAGACCUCAAGAGAGAGACCUAACUGUUCUCUGGUUUCUUUGCCCAGGGACGGUCUUCAGCCUUGCUUGCCAUCCGGCAGGUACCCUUGCAUCCCUCUGGAGAUGUCUGCUGAGCACGUGCGUCUUCACCAUGCAAAAGAUGGCCGUGCACAAGAAAAGGUGCUUGAAAUUCAUUGUCUUCUUGCUCCCAAUGGUUCUUGCUGGUGUUUACUGUGGGACCUCACUGCCAGUGUGGACUACACAGGCAAAGGCACAGAGAGAGGAUCUGACAUGGGCAUCUGCAGCAGAAACAAAGAUGCUGAGGAAUUUGCACACCUUUUUGACAGAGCAAACCCAGAAGCUGCAGCUUCUGCUGGAGGAGGUGGCUCAGCUGGGGGCAGAGAUCAGCAGUCUGAAGAAGGAGAGACAGGAGAUGAAUCAGGCAGCGCUGGAGCUGGCUUCGGAAGUCUACGUCGGGAGAUCUGACUGGGCCCUGAAAAGUUCUGGUGCCACCAUUGACAUGCAGAGAACUUCCAAGACGUAUGACUGCAAAGAGAAUUGGGUCUGCAGGGUUUUAUGGUUCUUCCGCGCUCCCAACCCUCCUGAUACAAUUUUGCAGCCGGAUGUUUCCCCAGAAAACUGCUGGCCUUUACAAGGGCACCAGGGCCAGGUGGUCAUCAGGUUGCCAGCACGAGUCCCAUCUGACUGCUGUCAGUGUGCAGCACAUCUACAAAGAAGUCUCUCCAUCUGGGACCGUCAUCAGCGCGCCCCGAGACAUCACUGUGUUCGGAGUGGAUGCAGACAGAGAAGAGGAAACUCUCCUUGGGACGUUCAUGUACAACGUGGCAAAAGAGGCCAUUCAAACCUUCCCUCUAAAGGACGCACACAGAGCCUUUUCACACAUCAAACUUAUUGUGAAGAGCAACUGGGGAAACAGAGCCUACACCUGCAUUUAUCGAGUGGCAGGUUCAUGGGAAGAUGGCAAAACCAGAAAGCCUCAACUGAGAUCAGAGGAGAAAAGAACAUAAACAAAAAAGAGGAAGAGGGGAGGAGGGAUAAAUGCUUUGUCAGAUCGGAGUGGUGUAGAAGAUCUGUCUCCAAAGUCCAGUGUGCAGGAAGGUCCAUCGGGGGAGGGCAGGAGUGCCCACUGACAUGGCUACAGGGCAGCCUGCAGGCAGGGGAUGUGGGUCGACCAACAAUCCUUGGGGCUGCCAGGGGCUUGUGAGCUCCCCCUUUUAAUUUCC
This is a messenger RNA of Strigops habroptila (Kakapo), 2281 nucleotides long. RefSeq names its product SUN domain-containing protein 2-like. The coding region runs from base 940 to 2262 and encodes 440 amino acids. The transcript is spliced from 10 exons. Gene Ontology annotation, cellular component: nuclear envelope; meiotic nuclear membrane microtubule tethering complex. Gene Ontology annotation, molecular function: protein-membrane adaptor activity. The record is from RefSeq and is a predicted model, not a curated record. Gene Ontology annotation, biological process: nuclear envelope organization. Lineage: Eukaryota; Metazoa; Chordata; Aves; Psittaciformes; Psittacidae.